ACUCUUCACUCCUGUCCGCUAGAUGUCAGCCGCGCUUAGUUACAUUUUAACCGCGAAAUUCAAAACGAAGAAGACAGAAGAUGGACAAGUUCUGUGAGGAAAAGGUUAAGGUGCAGUUUGGUGUUAAGCUUCUGGACGCCGUUCUGUGCGUCCCUACCCAAGCAGGGGAUGUACACACGGCGGUCGUCCUGACCCACGGGGCGGGCGGGGACAUGAACUUCAAACACCUGGUGUCCGUCGCCCAGGCCCUGGCGUCUAGUGGGUCGCUUUGUCUGCGGUUUACCUGCAAAGGUUUAAACCUGCCCUACAGAGUUAGAGCCUACAAGGCUGUGUGGGAAUACUUGAACACGCUGGAGAAGUACAGCAUCAGGCACAUAUUCCUUGGAGGCAGGUCCAUGGGCUCCCGGGCUGCGGCGGCCCUCGCCCGGCAGCUGAGCGAGGCGGUCUCGGCGGAGGCAGUAGCGGGCGUCAUCUGUCUGUCGUUCCCCUUACACCCUCCGAGACAGACGCACGCCCAUCGUCAGCGCAGCGAGGAUCUCCGGGGACUCCCCGAGGAGAUGCCCGUGCUGUUCGUGUCGGGCACCGUGGACGACAUGUGUGACAGGGCCCUUUUAGAAACAGUGGUGAAGGACAUGAAGGCCCCAGUAGAUGUUUUGUGGCUAGAAGGAGGCGGCCACGGGCUCGCAGUGCGCGGAAGGUCGGAAGACUCCGUGUUGGAUGAGGUGAACUUGCGGGUCGUCACUUGGACUUUGAAACACGCAGCACACGUGAAGGACCAGAGCUGAGGGUCCUAGGACUGUAUGGCUUCGCUCUUUUGAUCUUGAAUAAAUAUCUAUCUUAAUAGUCUAUAUUACAGCCUACUACAGGCGCGUAAUGCACUUUCACGCUGGUGGUCCUCACUGCAAGUGCAGAGCCAAUAGGUGGAGACUCACAAGUCACUUUGGAUAUAAGCGUGUAUGUGGAGCUUGACCUCCAGCUCCACUAACAACCGCAACCCCGACUAAUGUCCAGCCCAUCCCCAACUCAAUCAUACAACCUGGUAGCCUCUGGCGGGCUAUUAUUAACAGGACCAUAAAUAAUGCUCAUGUGCUAUUCUCUACUGUUGAGAGGUUAAGAAAUCCCCCAACUGGUGCUGCUAGGGUGCUAACUAGGACUAAAAUGAGUGAGCACAUCACCCCAAUCCAAAAGUGCUUACACUGGCUUCCAGUUAUUUAUAGAAUUGAUUUUAAAGCUCUACUUCUUGUUUUUAAAGCACUAAAAAAAACCUUCUGUUUUUUUUCAUGACGAUCAAUAAAAAACGUCAGUGUUACCCCUUGUGUUUUUUUUCAUGACGACCAAUAAUAUAACAGUGUUACCCCUUAUUUUUUUUCAUGACAACCAAAGAAAAACGACAGUGUCACCACCCAUGUUUCAUUUGAUAAAAACUACAGUGUUACCACCUAUGUUUUAAUUAAUAAAUAUGGGACAGUGUUACCCCUUAUGUUUUUUUUCAUGACGACCAAUAAAAAACGACAGUGUUACCCCUUAUGUUUUUUUUCAUGACGACCAAUAAAAAACAACAGCGUUACCCCUUAUGUUUUUUUCAUGACGACCAAAGAAAAACGACAGUGUCACCACUCAUGUUUCAUUUGAUGAAAACGACAGUGUUACCCCCUAUGUUUUAAUGGAUAAAUAUCGACAGUGUUACCCCUUAUGUUUUUUUCAUGACGACAGAUAAAAAAGGACAGUGUUACCCCUUAUAUUUUAUUUGAUAAAAACGACAGUGUUACCCCUCAUGUUUCAUUUG
This is a messenger RNA of Gadus chalcogrammus (walleye pollock), 1786 nucleotides long. RefSeq names its product testis expressed 30 (gene tex30). Lineage: Eukaryota; Metazoa; Chordata; Actinopteri; Gadiformes; Gadidae. The record is from RefSeq and is a predicted model, not a curated record. Bases 81 to 785 code for a protein of 234 amino acids. The transcript has 5 exons.